Molecule: messenger RNA, 1817 nt
Organism: Hypanus sabinus (Atlantic stingray)
Lineage: Eukaryota; Metazoa; Chordata; Chondrichthyes; Myliobatiformes; Dasyatidae
Exons: 3
Coding region: 510-1490 (326 amino acids)
Source: RefSeq, a predicted model, not a curated record
CACCAUUGUCUCCAUUUUCUCUUCUCUCUCCACAUUCCGAGUCUCACUGUCCUCCUCGUCGCCCCCACUCCCUCUCCCUCCAUCCCCUUUCUCUCCAACACAGUUUUCACUAUCCAUCUAUCCAUUCUCUCUUCAGCCAUUUUGUUCCUUUCCCCUGCCCUCUCAUUCGCCCACACCACCUCUCUUUCACAAGGUCUCCUCUCCCUCUGUGCACGAUCUCUCCUCUGCUCCGAAUUUCCCUCCACCUCCCCCUCCUUUGGAUCGCUCUCCCUUCCCCUCUCUCCCCUUCCUCCGAAUCUCUCUCUCCUCUAUUCUCCUCUGCUCCGAAACUUCCUCCAUCCCCUUCUCUCUCCCCGCUCUUCCUCUACCAUUUUCCCUCCCUCCCCUCUCUGUCCCUCUCCCAAUUCUCCUCCUCACCAUUCCUCCUUGCUGGCUCGCUCUCCGUGCCGGAGGUUGGCGGAGUUGGAAGGCGCGCUCGUCAACUGGGUGGAGGGAGAGCUGAAGUGACCAUGGAAGAGGAUGUGGAGCGGGUGUUUGAGGAGCGUGCGCUGCCCCAUCUGCUGCAGAGCCUGGGCGCGCUGCUGAACGUGGUGCAGACCGCACUGAGCAGCCCAGCUGGCGGGCAGGAGCUGGAUGUGGACAGGAUUCAACAGGAGGUGGAGUUGGCCAGCAAGGGGGCCAAGCUGGCAGUCGACCAGGCGCAGGAGGCGUCUGAGAAGAUGGACAUAGCUUGCGAGAAGGCAACGGCGCAGUACGGUCAGCUGAGCGUCCAGCGCCGGGAGAAGGGUGCGGCCCUGCAGGAGCUCCAGGCCAAGGUGCGGCAGAUGGAGAGUGAGAAGGAGCUGGCUACCAGCCGGCUGCAGGCUGCCACUGCCUCUUUGCGCCAGGCCGAGGACGCACUGCGCUCUGCUCGCGCCAAGGCCGGAGAGAAGCAGACCGGACGUGACGUCGGCAUUGGGCUCAGCUUCCUGCUGCCCUGCGUGGGGAUCCCGAUGGCUGUGGCCUUUGAGAAGGAGCGUCAGUUGAGCAAGUCGGAGGUGGAGUUGGCGUCGGAUGACCGCUCCCAGCUCCGCUACAGCGUCUCCAAGGAUGAGCAGCUGCUCGAGCGGCUGGGCGGGGAGCUGCCUGAGCUGCAGGCCAAGGCCCAGCAGCUUGAGAUAGAGCUCGGCGAGAUUGGGGGGGCUGAGCGGGAACUGAAGGAGCUGAGGGGGCAGCUGUCUGACGCCCAGGCCCGCCUGCGUGCCUCCUUCCACCAGCUGAGUAGUCUGCAGGGGAAGGUAGGCACACUGAGCCUGCAGUGCCAGAACCUCUACAGCCUGAGGCCUUUGUUGCCCCCACUCGAGGAGGCCAUUCUGCAGAGCCUCAUGCUGCCCCCCCAGCCCCCCUUCACCCAGGCCUCCUUGCAGAGGCUGACAGGAGACCUGAAGGCCCUUCAGCCCCAGCUCAAGAACCUGCACCUAUCACAGGACAGUGACGAAUACCUGAAGUGAACCCGCCUUAGCGUGGCCCAGGUCAGGCCUGGCUCACAGGGUCCUGGAACGGGUAGCACAUGAGGGUUUAGGAGACUGGUGGUCUGAGAUCCCAGGGGUAGGGCAGUACACAGGAUGCUGGAGCCCAGGGAUGGGCAGCAUUGAGGGGCAGGAUAGCUGCCAAAUACCCAACUCCCAAUGCCAACCACCAUAUGCUAACCCUGCCCCACAUCCUUGGAUAAUGACACUCAACUGACCAAUAGAUCUCAACUCCUGGAUCACACAUAUUUCUGAAUCUCCUGCAUCUCUGUGACCAAGCUUACAAAUAAAAUAUCAUUCCUUCAAGUC